Molecule: messenger RNA, 3220 nt
Organism: Cercospora beticola
Lineage: Eukaryota; Fungi; Ascomycota; Dothideomycetes; Mycosphaerellales; Mycosphaerellaceae
Gene: GPI13
Product: mannose-ethanolamine phosphotransferase GPI13
Biological process (GO): GPI anchor biosynthetic process
Cellular component (GO): endoplasmic reticulum membrane
Molecular function (GO): mannose-ethanolamine phosphotransferase activity
Source: RefSeq, a predicted model, not a curated record
AUGCACCACCACGUUUCUACUUUCUUGUACAAUGCUUGUCUAAUACUUCUCGUUUGUUUUUCGUAAACCAAUCAUGGACGGCGCGAAAGCCAAGGCGUCCAAAGAGGCGGCGACGCAGGACAUCAAGGCGCAGAACAAAAAGCGCCAGCUCGAAUUCCGAGCACAACAUGGCCUGGUCGUCGCCUUUUUUCUGCUUAUACUAAUCUUCCACGCUCUGGGUAUCUACCUCUUUCUCAAUGGCUUCCUCCUUUCGCGACUCGUCUUGCAACACAGAUCCGAAUGCGCCCACCCCCCGAUCAACCUGACCGGACACUCCAAAGACUUCACACCCGGGUCGCAAGAGCAAGGUUGUUGGCAUCCCAAGUCGUUCGACAAGGCGGUGGUCAUCAUCGUGGACGCUCUGCGCUACGACUUCACAACGCCCUUCCAGCCCAAAGCGGGCGCUGAAACACCACAACACUUCCACGAUGCGCUGCCCGUUCUGUACGAGACCUCGGUCAACGAGCCGCAAAAUGCUUUUCUUAGACCCUUCAUUGCAGAUCCGCCCACGACAACCUUACAACGACUGAAGGGACUGACGACUGGUACGCUUCCAGUGCUGAUUGAUGCGGGAUCGAACUUUGCAGGGACAGCCAUUGAUGAGGACAAUAUUGUGGAAAUGCUGUACAAGGCGGGCAAGAAGGUGGUGCAUCUCGGAGACGAUACAUGGCAUUCGCUGUUUCCUGGCUACUUCGAGCCAAACUUGACGAAAGCCUACGAUUCUUUUAAUGUGUGGGAUUUGCAUACAGUGGACAACGGCGUCAAUGAGCAUAUAUUUCCUCUUUUGGACCCAUCGAUGUCUGGACGAUGGGAUGUCAUUUUCGGGCAUUAUUUGGGCGUGGACCACGCUGGGCAUCGAUAUGGACCGGAUCAUCCUGCUAUGAACGAUAAAUUGAAGCAAAUGGACGAUGUCAUUCGGCGUAUUGUGGCAGCUCUCGACGAUCAGACACUACUCGUAGUCAUGGGAGACCAUGGCAUGGACGUCAAAGGCGAUCAUGGAGGAGAGUCUGAUGACGAGGUUCAGGCUGCGCUCUGGAUGUACUCAAAACGCGGUAUCUUUGGCCGAAAGGAUAAAGACUCGCUACUUCCGCCUCCGACCGCGAAGGAGAGGCCCGUGGCGCAGAUUGAUCUCGUGCCUACAUUGUCCUUACUCCUGGGUCUACCAGUGCCAUUCAAUAACCUGGGACACCCCAUCGAGGAGGCUUUUCACGGAUCAUCCACUCUACUGAAGCCCAACUACGACAAUCUUGCGCAAGUAAGUCGUUUGACCGCAGCUCAAAUUCACAAAUAUCAGGCCGAGUACGCGAAAGCUCGUGGUCUGGGAAACUCCACUUCGUCUACCACCGAUCAAUUCUGGAAGCUUGCGAAUCAGUCAUGGGGGUCUAAAGAGCGCACAGAAGCAUGGGAUGCGUUUCUUGCUUACCAGACCGAGAACUUGCGCAUCUGUAAAUCGCUAUGGGCCAGAUUCGACCUCACCAGCAUGACCAUGGGCAUCAUCGCCUUGAUCGGCACCUUUCUGGUAGUUGUAAUCUAUGCGCAAGGCAUCGUUCGCGGAGAUCGAGCUGCCAUGACUCCUCCUCUGUUUACUUGGGGAACUAUAGGUGCUGUUGUUGGUGCGGCAGCUGGUGCAGCUGUGGGCUCUCUGACAACAGAGCACGGGGUCCAGUCGAUUGCAUUUGGAGCAGUGUUCGGAGGUGUUACGGCGACUCUGGCUAUGUUCCGGCCAGCCCUGGAGCUGCUCCGGAUCCCUAGGCCUACGACUUUCUGGGGUUGGCUCUGUACAUUGUCGACUUUGAUGCUGUGUGGUGGGUUCGCUGCUAAUUCAUUCAUCAUCUGGGAGGAUGAACAGUUGCUCUUUCUCUUGACUACUUUCGCGGUCGCCAUGCUCGGAAGCUCACUUGGUCAAGGCGAUCCUGACGAUAGGUGGCUGGGUGCCACUAACGCAGUAUCUUUCUUGGUUGCAACACGUCUCAGCUCGUUUUCAAGAUUGUGCCGCGAAGAACAGAUGCCGUUCUGCCGAUCGACAUACUAUGCUUCGGCCACCUCUUCCACGUCUUCAAAGUGGCAACUCGCAAUACCUCUUUCCGUUGCGCUGAUCCUGCCAAGUGCAAUCACGCACUUUUACAAGCGCAGCGCCAACUAUCAUGGUUCAGCUGUGAUUUGGAUUGGAAUCGCGUUGCGCCUGGGCCUGGUCAUGGUGGCGGGUUUCUGGACGAUUGAUGCCGCGGACGAUGGAGAAUGGUUCCCGCAGUACUCCAGCAACUUCUUGAAGACAGUGCGUACAUACAUGGCGCAAAGUAUUCUUGCGCUGACCUUCGCGGCCGGCUACGCGACCUACAUAUUCGCAUCUCCGAUGCUCAUGGUCAAGCAAGAAGAACCGGAUCGUGUCGUGGCUAAAUCAGAAUCUCUCAGCGAGUCGGAUCCCACCAGCCCAGUCCUUACCACAGUUGGUACGAACGGUCCGGCUAAGAGGCCUAAGUUGAUGAUCUAUGGCUACUCGAACACACACGGAACGCGAUACUUUCUGCUACCAAGUGCGUGGAUACUCACGCUGCUGCUCUUUCAAAAGCCGAUGGGACAAGGUGCCCUGGCACUCUGCAUGGUCCAGAUUCUGAACGUGCUCGAGAUCGUUGACGCCAAUAAUUUACGUCGCUCACCACUUGGACCGAUCAUAUUCGCACUGCUGGGCAGCUUCCACUUCUUCAAGACAGGACAUCAAGCGGCGCUGGUCACGAUACAAUGGGAGUCGGCUUUCAUCCCACUCAAAACGAUAGUCUACCCUUGGACUCCGCUUUUCGUCGUGCUCAACACUUUCGGGCCUCAGAUACUCUGCGCCAUUGCAGUGCCUGCGAUAAUGCUGUGGAAGGUGCCUCCUCGACACACUGGAGUUCUGGGUCGCGUUGCUGGAAGCAUGGCCACCCACAUCCUAUUCUAUGCAGCAAUUGCAGUCGCGACAGUCAUCGAGGCAGCUUGGCUCAGGCGGCAUCUGAUGUUGUACCGGGUCUUCAUGCCGAGGAUGCUGCUGUCCGUGAUAUCGCUGCUGCUCAUUGAGACUGUAGCAGCACUCAUUGCUCUCGUGGGCGUGAGGUGGAGUAUAACUAGCGUAGGAGAUGUAUUUGGUUGGCCUGAGUAGGCAGCCAACAAUGUAUAUAAACAAAUAAUCACAUCAAUGAAGACACCC